Molecule: messenger RNA, 10433 nt
Organism: Oncorhynchus kisutch (coho salmon)
Lineage: Eukaryota; Metazoa; Chordata; Actinopteri; Salmoniformes; Salmonidae
Gene: tnrc18
Product: trinucleotide repeat containing 18
Molecular function (GO): chromatin binding
Source: RefSeq, a predicted model, not a curated record
GGAUUUUAAUGGUCGGACGAGGGGCCUUGUAUCCCCCCCCCCCCCCCCCCGCUCCUUUAGGACGGCCCAGAUGGACCACAGAACAGAACGGCCUGAUAACAGUACAGAACCAAAGGAUCGAUUCAGACUAAAAUACGGAUUUUACUGGUUUCUAAACACGUUUCCUUCUCAAGUCAGGAUGUCGAUGGGCAUGGAUCCACAGGGAGACCCACCGCCAGCCUAGCCUUUAGCGGCUUUUUGGGAACACUAUCCCGGACACAGUGCUAGCUCCGGACGCUCCACCCCCCCACCCACCCCCACACUGGAGAAUGGAUGGCCGAGAUUUCGGACCCCCUCGGUCUGUCCAUGUUCCCCCUCCCCUGUUGGCCAUGGAGACCCACCGACUCGGAGCUGCUGCAGCAGCCAGGAGGAUCCCUCCCUCGCCCGGACACUUGGGCACAGGGCACCCAGCAAACCUCCACGUCGGGAAAUUCCUUCCAACGGUCAUGAACCUCCAUCCACAUCACAGUGAUGCCUUCCCAGCAGCCUCCAGUCCCUUCCUGCCGGGCUAUUCCGGCCCCUCCCCCCUAACCUCUGACCCAGCCUACAGAUCACCCAAUCAGAUGGCUCAGCUCUGGGCCUCACACGCUGCCGCCCACGAAGGCUACGCCCCUCUCCCAGGCGGUCUGUACCCCAGCCCCUACCACCUCCCCCUGGGUAACCUGGAGCCUCCUCCCCCCUCGCUGGGCUUGGCUCAGCACCACCACCUCUACAACGCACCACACCAAGAGAGGUUCUUCCUGCCGGUGUCGUUACCCCAGCCGCCUCUCCAACCCUCCUCCGUCCCCCCCAGUUCCACCCCCCAGAGUAGCUCCCGGGAGGGGGGCAGGGACCGAGACAUACUCUACCGCGAGGAGAGGGAGAGAGAGGAGCCUCAGGAGGGGGGCAGAGACCGAGACAGACUCUACCGUGUGGCGAGGGACAGAGAGAAGUCUCAGGAGGGGGGCAGAGACCGAGACAGACUCUACCGUGUGGCGAGGGAGAGAGAGAAGUCUCAGGAGGGGGGCAGGGACAUACCUUACCGCGAGGAGAGGGAGAGAGAGGAGCCUCAGGAGGGGGGCAGAGACAGACUCUACAACAAGGAGAGAGAGGAGCCCCGGGAGGGGGGCAGAGACAGACUCUACCACGAGGAGAGAGAGGAGCCCCGGGAGGGGGGCAGAGACAGACUCUACUGUGAGGAGAGAGAGGAGCCUCAGGAGGGGGGCAGAGACAGACUCUACCACGAGGAGAGAGAGCGAGGUGAGAGGGAGCGGUCGAGAGAGGAGCCUCGUCCAUACAGUGUGGUAGAUCUGACACAGGAUGGGAGGAGUGGAGAGAGAGAACGCCACAGAGAACGAGAGACGGAGCGUGACAGAGACCGAGAGAGAGAAAGAGAGGUUCUCCUCCACCACCCCUCUGCUUCUCGACCCCCCCAGGGCUCCUCCUCUUCUGGGCGUUACCUAGAGACUGAUGACACACCCACUCGCUCCCCCAACCCUAACCCCAGCCCCCACACACACACAGACAGGCUGAGGAAGACUGAAUCUACCUACAGCGGUGGACUCCUCCCUGGCCCCGCCUACUCUGCACACCGGGAGCCUAUCAGGGAACAGCGUGUGAGCGCGCCCACUUACGUGCCUUCUGUGGAGGUCUAUGAUGAGCAGAUCGGCCCGAUCCAGAUCGCAUCGCAGGCCAGGGACAAACGGGACAAACUGAGAGAAAGAGAGAGAGAAAGAGAGAGGGAGAGGUUUCCUGAGAAGACUCUAUUGGACCGUCGCGCUUCUCUUCCUGGUGAUUUGUCCAAUCAGAGAGAGCGGGAGGAGGGCUCUGUGAUCUGCUCCAACGGUUCGGCUCUGAAACGAGACGGUUACGUCAGCCAAUCAGGGUUCAGCCCGGACCCCAGGGACACGCCAAAACAUGCCAUCCGAUUGGGCUUGGAGCGGGUAGGGGAAGGGCCUAAAUGGAACCCCAUCAGCCCAUUGGCCAACUACGCCACCAGUCAUAUGGCAGCUCUGGCCUCCCAGCACGGACACGCACAGCAGGCACGCACACACACUCAGCCCUCACACCAUAACCAGCAGGAACUCAACAGACCCCCUUCCAACCCCCACACACCCCAACACAGACACACACACACUCAACCCUCACACCAUAACCAACAGGAACUCAACAGACCCUUAUCCAACCCCCACACACCCCAACACAGACAUACACACACUCAACCCUCACACCAUAACCAACAGGAACUCAACAGACCCCCUUCCAACCCCCACACACCCCAACACAGACACACACAUUCCCCCCACCCUCCGCCCCAACCCCAGAGGGGAGAGGAGGGACAGGGGCGCUACUUGGACACCUCAGCCCUGUACCGCCCAGUGGGGGGAAGGAGAGGCAGCGGAGGAGCAGGGUCUGAGGGGGGAGCAGACGGAGGAGAGGUGUCGGCCAUGCAGAGUCUGAUCAAAUACAGCGGGGCCUUCCCACCUGAACGCCAGGGGUCCUCCAGGCAGAACACGGACAACCAAGCCGCGUUCGGAGGGCUGGCGUUCAUGAGGCUGGAGGGAGGAGGAGCGGGGGGGAGGCUGAUGAAGAGAGAGCAGGAGCGUCCCGACAGCUCUCGGUCGUUGGGACGUGGCGAAGGGGCGGGGCCAGGCGAGGGUGGGGGAGAGGUCCGUCACCCUCCUGUAGGGAUAGCUGUGGCAGUGGCCAGACAGAGCAAUACAGACUCCCAGAGACCUCUACUACUGCACGCAGGGGUUAAAGACGAGGAGCGGGGGGACGAGCGAGCCCGUCACCGUGGUGAUAGACUGGGGUGCCUGGAGCGUGAGCAGGAGAAGUUGCUCAGAGAGAGUAAGGAGCUGGCAGAGUUCACCCAGAUGCACCCUCCCUUGGUGUCCAGCGCCCUGACCUCUAACCUCAUGACCUCCAACCUCAUGGUGACUGGAGGCUCCGCCCGCUGGCCCCACGACCCCUCCCCCCUGACCUCUCACCCCUGGAUGCCCCGCCAAGGAGCCCCGCCCAUCUGGCUGUCGGAUCCCCCUACGCUCCCGCCCCCAGGUUUAGGCCCCUCUCCGCUGCACCAGGCCCUCCCUCCCUACCAGCUGGCCAGAGACCCCCAGUCAGGACAGCUGAUGGUUAUAGCUACAGAACACAUCCCACGCUACGGAGGAGAUGUGUUGGAUGGGGGUGGCGCACCCCAGUGGCCAGGGGUGUAUGGAGCAGGCAGUUCUCUGCAACAUGCCGCUCAGCUGCAGAUGUUGUCACAGCAACAGAUGCUGAGGCAACAUGAGCUGGUGAUGAUUCAACAACAUGCUGCUCAGGUCCUGGAGCUGCAGAGGAACGCUCAACUGAUGGAGCGUCUGAAGGCCAGUGAACAGAGGGCAGAGCUAGAAGAGAAGACCAAUAAGAGGAGUUCCGAGCCCAAACCCCGCCCCUCGCCACGCCCCCACCCCUCCCCCUCCCUCCACUGCCAUAAAACUCCCCUCCGUUCACCUCCCCCCUCCACCUCCUCCGUCACCCCCCUGUCCUCCCCCAGGCCCACUCUCCAACACCCGGAGGUCCAAAGAGAGAGGUCUCACCCUUCCUCUCCCCUUCCUCGCCCUCCCGCCCCACACUCUGCCUCCCCCCUGAGACCCUCCUCCUCCCUGAGACCCAAGCAGGACGCUGACGAGGGAGAGGAGGAGGGGGGAGAGAGGGGGGAGAAACAGACCACCUCCCCCUAUCACCGAAUCUACACAGAUAUCACCCCUGGUUACCGUUACCAGUCCAUCACCCCGCCGUUCAGCGCCCUAUUCCCCCCCCGCCCCCUCCCCCAUCCAGCAGGGGGUAACAAACACACCUCGGUCUCCUCCCUGCCACCACUCCUCCGGGCCACAGCUCCAGACGUGAAGCCUCGGGGCCUGGAACUCCGGCCAGACCAGGGGACCAUGCUGAAGCAUGACCCCGACCAGGAGCCACCCCAGCUGGGCAUGAGUCCUGCUGCCCUGGACCCUCAGCUCCGGACCUCCAGCCCUCCAACCCUCAGCCAAAUGGAGAGAGACGGAGAGUCAAGCCUCAAACACACACAUCUCACCCACACACACACACAAUUACACACACAACCCAGCCUUACACACCCACACAAACACACCAGCCUCCACUCAGCCCCCCAGCCCGGUCCUCCUCUACCAUCCACACACCCACACAAACACACCAGCCUCCACUCAGCCCCCCAGCCCUGUCCUCCUCUACCAUCCACACACCCACACAAACACACCAGCCUCCCCACAGCCCCCCAGCCCUGUCCUCCUCUACCAUCCACACAGCCACACAAACACACCAGCAUUAGCCUCCCCUCAGCCCCCCAGCCCUGUCCUCCUCUACCAUCCACACAGCCAUACAAACACACCAGCCUCCACUCAGCCCCCCAGCCCGGUCCUCCCCCCACACAGCCACAAGAACAACAGACCGAGGAGGGAGAGGAGGAGGCAGGAGAGGUCAAGAUGGAGGUGUUGACCCACGGCUGCCGAGGAGCCUAUCAGCUUCUACCGUCCGUCCCGAAGGUGGAGACUAAACCAGAGGUCACAGAGAAGUCGAGUCCCGUCCAUUACCCAUCAUGCACCACGGCAAGCUCCGAGCGACCGGCCUUUAGACCCAGCCCCGACACACACGCAUCCUCUCCUCCCCCCCUCUCUCCCUGCCCUCCCUCUCCCUCCCCUCUAAACAUUGUCCCUGAUGACCCCAUGGCUGGUAUGAUGACGCUGUUGGCUGCCAGUCAGAUGCCCCAGGCUGCCCCCCCUGCCCUACCCACCCUGCCCCAGACAGAGGCCUCCUCGCUGGGGAGAGACGUGGCCAGUCCUGGGUGUCUGGAGGUCUGGGCUCUGGAGGGGAUGACUCUACUCAGCGACAUGGCCUCACUAGAGAUGGAUAGGAUACAGCUGGAGCAGGGUGAGGUGUUGUGUGGUCUUGACAGCCUGUUAGAGGCAGGUAGAAAGGUGUUGCUGGAGGCCAUUGAGAGCCAGUCUCACAUCGACCUCCCCAGACAACUACACCCCAGCAAGACCUACAGCUGGAGGAUGAGGACAGACCCACAGGAGCAGCUCUUCAGUAAGCUGUGUGUGGAGGUGUGUGAUGGAGGGGAGUCUCAGCAUCGGAUGAGAUUAGCGGAGCUACAGAGACAAUACAAGGACAAACAGAGACAACUGGACCGGCUGCAGAGACGCUCUGACACCCAAGAGGUUCAGCAGCAGGAGGAGGAGAGGCGGAGUCUAACCCGACGUGGGCGGGGUCGACCUAGGAAGAGGAAACGUGUAGCGACGCCCCCUGGCAAGAUGGAGUCCCGGACAGGGAAGCCGGGCAGGACAGUGCGGUACUCUGAGGUGGGGGAUGGAGGGAGGAAGAGGUUCCACUGUUCCAGAGGAGAGGAUGAUGAGAUGGAGGGAGGAAGAGGAGGAGAGAAGAGGAGUUGGCAGGAUCAGGAGCCAUCCACUAGUCACUCUCUGGAGGUCUUUAAGGCUCGUCGUGUCGGUCUGUGUGACCAGGAGCAGCUAGCCUGUGACCUGGACAGAGCUCUCUCCCUGUCCGUACUCAGUACCAGCCGCCGGACGCCCUCUGACCCCGGCGGGAGGGAUGGAGGGGUGACCCCCUCGUCUGGAGAGAAACAGAAGGUUAGAGGUCAGAGGAAGACGGUUUCUCCUCCUCUUCCUCACUCCUCUCAACGCUCCAGCUACGACUACAACUCUGACUCUGAAGAGGAUGUCCCCCGGGGGGGCUGUCACCCCUUCUCAGGGUUGCGACCCCACACAACCCCGCCCAGGAAGAGACCGUCCCCCUCCUCGUCCAAUCAGGCGGCUCGGGAGAGGAAACAGAAGCACUUAUCCCUCCUGCUGCAGGAGGCGGGGCUUAGCUCCUCCGACGACUCCUUCGAUCAAGAGUCCUCCACUGAGGAGGACGAUGAUGAGGAAGAGUCGUCAUGCUCCGAGGGGAGUGAGCUGGAGGAGAGUGGGUUGGGCCUGCUGGCCAGGUUCGCAGCCAGCGCCCUCCCGGUCAACCCCGUCCCCCUGCCCCGUCUCCACGACAACAAACACCGUAGCAGGCAAAGCAUUCUGGGUUCUGGUUCUGACCUGUGUCUGAGGAAGUUCCCAUCUCUGCUCCACGGGAAACGCUCCGCUCCCGAACUCCCCAUGUUACCCCCGGCAACGCGCCACGGCGACCACACUAGCAACGAGACCUCGCCGGUCAAACGCAAACCUCGCCCUUCUCCUCGGUCGCCCCGGAGAUUCACCUUUGACCCCGCCGGGGGACUAGGGGGAGGGGCUAGCGAGGAGGAGGGAUGGACACGCAGACGCAGCGAGAGGAUUUUCCUUCAUGAUGCCUCCACCAAUCAGAUCUCUCCCUCCAGCAAAGACCCUCCAAUCAGCACUAAACCCGCCCCCAGACCUAAAACCACACCCAGGGACGGGAAAGACUGGAAGAAGAAGAGGCUGAAGGACUCUCCCCUGACCCCGCCCUCUCUGUCUAGUCCAAUCACAGAGAGCCCGGUAGCCCUUCCCCUCAGCCCUGCACGCAAGAGCCAAUCAAAAGCCAAGGCUAAACCCCGAGAGGCUCGUGGAGCGGUCAGUAGGCUGAUGAAGAGUAUGGAGGCUGAUGAAGACUUCGAACCCAGUCAGGACAGCAGCUUCUCUGAAGACGAUGGACCUCCUCCGUCACACAGCAGUCUGGCUGAGAGGACCCUGUCGUCUGCUCCGGUCCAGUGUGUGUUAGAUAAAGACUCUCUUCAGGAUGGUCUGAGGGUUCUGAUCCCCAUGGAUGAUCAGCUGCUUUAUGCUGGACACGUCAACACGGUACACUCCCCGGACAUUUACAGUGUGGUGGUGGAGGGGGAGAGAGGGAACAGACCUCAUAUCUACUGUCUAGAACAACUCCUGCAGGAGGCUAUUGUGGAUGUGAUGCCUCCGUCAGUCUGGUAUCUUCCUGAAGGCUGUCGUGUUGCUGCAUACUGGAGCCAGCAGUACCACUGUCUCUACCCCGGCACCGUAGUCAACGGAAGUUCAGAUGGUGAUGACAGUGAUGACCUCAUCACGGUGGAGUUUGAUGACGGUGACACGGGUCGCAUCCCCCUCUCCCACAUCAGACUGCUGCCCCCUGACUACAAGAUACAGUGUGCUGAGCCCUCCCCUGCGCUGCUAGUGGCCAGCUGCUCCAGGAGGCGUGUCAGGAAGUGCAGCAAGGACACCAGUGAGACGAGGCCUAAAACAGGGGACUCCGCCCCCAAGGGCAGAGGGAGACCGGCCAAGAAACCCAAACCCAAACCUGAGCCCCCAGUGAGCCCAGACCCCCGGGAGACGAUGCCCCCCCCGGGACCCAGCCAGGCUCCAGACAGACCUCAGCUCCCCACCAGACCAGCCCAGGACAGGCCCUCCUCCUCCCAGAGGCCUGCUCAGGAAAGACCCCUGUCUGCCCCCAGGCAGGGACCAGGCCGACCCCCCAAGCUCACCAGUACCCCCAGCCUGCCUUCCCCCCCACGCAGCCAGAACCCUAGGAGACCCAGCCCAGCCUCUCCCAAGCCCCCCUCCCUCUACCACCCAGCCCCUUACGGGAAGAUACUAAGGGUGGACCUGUACAGCCAACCCAACCUCACCUCUUGUAACGUCAGCACCCAACCUAACCCUAAAACCAACCCUAAGUCUAAACUCUCCCCUCCACUACUUAAACCCAACUCUACUUCCCCUAUCAUCAGACCCAAGCCUCUUCUACCUAACCCUAAAACUAACCUUACCUCCGUACCAAAAUCCAAACCUAGACCUAACUCUACAGCAGAACUCCCUGGGCCUGCAGCUAACUUUAAUCCUGAUCACAAAAAACCCAGAACCGCUCCCAAAGCAAUCUCCAGACCCAAACAGAACCAUAACAAACCCAGGCUCACCCUGGAUCCUUCUACCAGGCCCAGAACCAGCCCUGGGUCCAGCUCCAGUACCUCCAAACCUAGAACCAGCCCUGGGCCAGCUCCAGCACCUCUAAACCCAGAACCAGCCCUGGGUCCAGCUCUAGUACCUCCAAACCUAGAACCAGCCCUGGGCCCAGCUCUAGUACCUCUAAACCCAGCUCCAGUACCUCUAAACCCAGCCCCGUGCCCAGCUCCAGUACCUCUAAACCCAGAACCAGCCCUGGGCCCAGCUCCAGUACCUCUAAACCCAGACUCAGCUCAGACCUCUCUGCUGUCAGAUCCAGACCGGACCCUAGCACCUUUAUUCCUGGUAUCUCCAGACCCAGGCAUGUCCCGGGGGAGGGCGGUGGGAGGGCAGGGCGGGGUGCGACAUGGGCGUAAGGCCCUCUUAGAGGAACCCCUAGUAAAGCUGGACCACGAGGGCGUGACCUCACCCAAGACCAAGAAGACCAAGGCUCUGAUGCUGCUGGAGGCCAGAGGCUUACGGCAAGAACCCACACCCCUCUCCACGGCCGCAGCCGGCCAGAAGCCGGCGAGGGUAAAGGGGAGGGCUCCGGAGAGCGAGGCAGGGCUGCUGGAGGCCAGAGGCUUACGGCAAAGAACCCACACCCCUCUCCACGGCCGCAGCCAGCCAGAAGCCGGCGAGGGUAAAGGGGAGGGCUCCGGAGAGCGAGGCAGGGCUGCUGGAGGCCAAGGGCUUACGGCAAGAACACACACCCCUCUCCAUGGCCGCAGCCAGCCAGAAGCCGGCGAGGGUCAAGGGGAGGGUUCUGGAGAGCGAGGCGGGGCUGCUGGGGAGAGAACCCGCCUACAGAACGCCUUCUCUGGGCAGAGAAAGAGACCGGGGUGGAGGGGGGGACAGAGAACCAAAGAGAGAGGAGAGAACGAAACAAGGGAAGAGAAGAGAGGGGAGGAGACAGGGGGGUCUCACGGCAGCAGUAGUUCAGGAUCUGAGGAAGAGGAGGUGACGAGGAAGAAAACAAAGUGUAGCUCCAGCUGCUCCCACCCCUCCUCCCCAGCCUCCUCCUCCUCAUCCUCCUCUAGCAUCUCUUCCUCUUCCUCCUCCACUGACGAGGAGUCCUCUUGUAGUUCUGACGAGGAGACCGCCCCCGCUCCCCCUGCACCUCUCCCCGUCUCCCCCCCUCCAACUACCCCACAGGAGGAGGUAGAGGUGGAGGAAGAGAAGGAGGAAGAGGAAGAAGUUAAGAACCAGCCAGGCCCCGGGGUCGUCCAGCCCGGCAGAAGUCCCAGGGAGGUGUGGUGGGGUCGGUGGGCAGGCCACGGCGCAGGGAGGGGGGCCCACCUCCCCACCACCAAGGAGCUGGCUAAAAGACAGCGAUUACCGAGCGUAGAGAACAGACCCAAGAUCUCUGCCUUCCUGCCUGCCAGACAGCUCUGGAAGUGGUUCGGUAAUCCCACACAGAGGCGUGGUAAAGGGAAGGCUAAGAAGCUGUUCUACAAGGCCAUCGUGCGGGGAGAGAGAUGGAUUGGCAUCGGGGACUGCGCCGUGUUCCUUUCAGCCGGCCGACCCAACCUGCCCUUCAUAGGAAUUCAGAGCAUGUGGGAGAGCUGGGGAUCCAACAUGGUGGUCAGAGUCAACUGGUUUUAUCACCCGGAGGAGACCAACCCUGGCAAGAAACUACACGACAAGAAGAACUGGGAUCAGAUGUCUGGUCAGUCUCUUCCUCAUCUCUGCUCUCCUCUAACCAGAGGAAAGGACUUCAUGGAGCGGGCUCUGUACCAGUCGUCCCACAGCGAUGAGAACGAUGUCCAGACGGUCAGUCACAAGUGUCUGGUGGUCAGCGUGUCGGAGUACGAAACCAUGACUCUGACGCGUCGCUAUGCCGACAGCCAAGACCUGUACUACCUGGCCGGGACAUACGAACCCACCACGGGUAUGAUCUACAACACGGACGGAGUCCCCAUCAUCUGAUGAACGACACGCUAACGACACCAGACCCUGACCUUGACCCGACCAACGCCAAGGUCGAUCCGGUCAACUCAUAACGUUUGAUCCAACGAACGAAGACCACCUGAGAGAGACUACAGACCGUAUUCAGAAACUCUUGAAACACAAGGGUCUUCUCUAUAAACACACACUCAGACUUCUACCUGUAAAUACAUACAAUACUCAUAGAUAUAUAUAAAAGACAGGAAGUGAUUUUAUUUACCAGGGAAGACAUCCUCCUGGCUGGAUCGUAGCUGUGAGUCACAGUAGUUUUGAUGAGAGGAGGUUUGUCUAUCUGACAGACGUAUUACACUAACGAGAGAGAGAGAGAGACCUGCUGACAAUCCCAACAAUGGGGGUGGGGAUACAGUCCUGUGUUCUGAUUGGUGCCUGUCCUAUCUGGACCCGCCUACUCCCCCAUGACCUUAUCACCCUGCUGGUGUUAACAGGGUUCUGAUGACCUGGUGUUUAGAGAUAUUAUCAGUGUUUCUCUGGAGUGAACACACUCUUAUUGCCCCCCCCCCCCCCGUCCCCAUCUAUCUG